Molecule: messenger RNA, 1146 nt
Organism: Procambarus clarkii (red swamp crayfish)
Lineage: Eukaryota; Metazoa; Arthropoda; Malacostraca; Decapoda; Cambaridae
Source: RefSeq, a predicted model, not a curated record
AUGGGAUUGACAGCAGCAGAUAAGUACAGAUGGAUUAUUGAGGCCGCCUGCGCCCACAGAGCGGUGUUUCUCAUAGAGAGGGUGUGUGCAGGUGGCAAUGUCAGUGCACGGGUGCAGGGGAACAGGGCCAUGAAGUACUUCACAGAGAACAGUCUUGAGUAUCAAGGUAAGGAUGUUAAAUUGUUAGAAGCAAACCCACAGACAAGACAAACUAAAAUUAUCAUCAAGAACUACAGUAUUCAUGUUGACGUGAAAUUUCUCAAGGACUUUAAAGAGAUUGUUUGCGUCGAGCGCAACACUGGACCAGGGGGACUGCCCAAAAAGCAAGCAAUUGCUAUGUGGAAGGGAGACCUGCCCCCAGUCAUUAAAAUAUCAGGCAUGAUGGUGUGCAAAGUGGAGAGUGUUAGUAACGUCACUCUAACAACAGUUAAUGACAGUAACGUCACUCUAACAGUUAAUGACAGUAACGUCACUCUAACAGUUAAUGACAGUAACGUCACUCUAACAACAGUUAAUGACAGUAACGUCACUCUAACAGUUAAUGACAGUAACGUCACUCUAACAACAGUUAAUGACAGUAACGUCACUCUAACAGUUAAUGACAGUAACGUCACUCAAACAGUUAAUGACAGUAACGUCACCCUAACAACAGUUAAUGACAGUAACGUCACUCUAACAGUUAAUGACAGUAACGUCACUCUAACAACAGUUAAUGACAGUAACGUCACUCUAACAGUUAAUGACAGUAACGUUACUCAAACAGUUAAUGACAGUAACGUCACUCUAACAACAGUUAAUGACAGUAACGUCACUCUAACAGUUAAUGACAGUAACGUCACUCUAACAGUUAAUGACAGUAACGUCACUCUAACAGUUAAUGACAGUAACAUCGCACUGAUAACAGUUAAUGACAGUAACAUCGCACUGACAACAGUUAAUGACAGUAACAUCGCACUGACAACAGUUAAUGACAGUAACAUCGCACUGACAACAGUUAAUGACAGUAACGUCGCUCUAACAACAGUUAAUGACAGUAACGUCACUCUAACAACAGUUAGUAACAGUAACGUCACUCUAACAACAGUUAGUAACAGUAACGUCACUCUAAGAACAGUUAAUGACAGUAACGUCACUAACAACAGUUAA